Molecule: messenger RNA, 1275 nt
Organism: Lathyrus oleraceus (garden pea)
Lineage: Eukaryota; Viridiplantae; Streptophyta; Magnoliopsida; Fabales; Fabaceae
Exons: 5
Coding region: 1-1275 (424 amino acids)
Source: RefSeq, a predicted model, not a curated record
AUGUCACAACAUCAAGGUACAUCUGCUUCUAAAAAUACUAAGUCUACUCAAAAGAUUAGUGCUCCUCCCAUGGGCAUUCCCGAUGAUGAGAUUCUGGAUGUUGUUCCUCUCUCUGUUAUUCCUUGCGAGGCCAUUGAUUUGAACCAACCCAUUGAUGCCUCAGCUUCUGCAUGCUCCAAUCAAGGUAACUCCUCUAGUAUUCCUUCUGGUUUAACUCCUGCCACUAAUUCUAAGGAAGAUAUACACCACAUUGAUCGUGUUAUAAGAGACCUGGUCACCAGAAUCCAUAAUGAAGGACACUUUGUGAAGGGAUUUUCUACUCCCCUUUCUCAAAUGUACCCCUCUCCUGAGGUUGAACAACAUAGUGGUAAGGAUGAAGAUUCCUCUAGUUCUGAGAAGGACUUGGCUGCUAAAGGGUUGUGCUCUCUAGGGCAAACCGUGUCUGAAAAAAGAAAAUUUGUGUCAUCUAAAAUUGCCAAUGCUUCCCACUCUGAGAAGUAUGAUGAUGCAAAUGUUGUGAUUGAUCUAGAGGAUGGUAGCUUUGAUGAUCAAGAGGAAAGCUUACUUCAUCACCUAAAGCCAAGUGUGGCUAAACGCAUGAAGACUCGCAAAGGAAGAUCUGUGGCUGAACUUAUGUCAGUGAAGAAGAGGAAGGUCAGAGAUGAUUCUGAGUCUGAAGAGGAUGUUGAGGAAGAUGUCCCUGACAUCUCGCCUGUGAAGAAAACCACUAUUAGGAAGUCCCCUGGUGAAUUUCAUGCUAUUCAUUUGGAUAACAUCUCCUUCCAUCUUGAGGAUGGAGCAGUGAAGUGGAAAUUUGUGAUUCAGAGAAGGGUAGCUGUGGAAAGGGAGUUGGGAAAAGAUGUUGUUGAUGUCAAGGAGGUCAUGGACCUGAUAAAAGCUGCUGGGCUGUUGAAGACUAUUGAUGGGUUCUCUCAAUGCUAUGAAGGUUUAGUUAAGGAAUUUAUUGUUAACAUUCUUGAGGACAUUUCUGAUAAGAAUAGCAAGGAAUUCUAUAAGGUGUAUGUGAGGGGCAGAGAUAAUGAAGGUGCAGGCAGUCAUGUCGAGGAUAUUGUCAUGACAUCUACCAUGAAAAGGCCAGCCUCAAAAGUUGGAACAAUUGUUGAGCUUAAGGAGACCUGCAAAGAGCUGGGUGAAGGGAUAAGGGUAGCUACAACUAUAAAACCAUCGUUGGAAGCCUUGAUUGCAAGCUUGGAGCAGGCUGAAGGUGAAAAUAUUGAACAUGCUAAAGAAGCUGAAGCCCACACCUCUAGUUAA